Messenger RNA from Chaetura pelagica (chimney swift), 564 nucleotides. It is a transcript of the gene MPZ, whose product is annotated as myelin protein zero. The record is from RefSeq and is a predicted model, not a curated record. Gene Ontology annotation, biological process: myelination. The transcript is spliced from 4 exons. NCBI's taxonomy places the organism in Eukaryota, Metazoa, Chordata, Aves, Apodiformes, Apodidae. The annotation marks the transcript as partial. Gene Ontology annotation, cellular component: membrane.
AGCAGCAGCCUCCUCCUCCUCGCCGGGCUCCUCUCGGCACUGGGGCCAUCCCCAGCAUCCUCCAUCCACGUGUACACGCAACGGGAGGUGUAUGGCACCGUCGGUUCCCACGUCACCCUCUCCUGCAGCUUCUGGUCCAGCGAGUGGAUCUCCGAGGACAUCUCCAUCACAUGGCACUUCCAAGCCGAGGGCUCCCGUGACAGCAUCUCCAUAUUCCACUAUGCCAAGGGCCAGCCCUACAUCGAUGACGUGGGCAACUUCAAGGAGCGGAUGGAGUGGGUGGGGAACCCCCGCCGCAAGGCCGCCUCCUUUGUCAUCCACAACCUGGACUACACUGACAACGGCACCUUCACCUGUGAUGUCAAGAACCCGCCCGACAUCGUGGGCAAGUCCUCCCAGGUCACGCUCUAUGUCUUCGAGAAAGUGCCCACCCGCUACGGUGUUGUGCUGGGCUCCAUCAUUGGCGGGGCUCUGCUGCUGGUGGCCGUGGUGGUGGCCCUGGUCUAUCUCCUCCGCUACUGCUGGCUGCGGCGGCAGGUGGCCCUGCAGGGAUGGCUGAGGUGA